Molecule: messenger RNA, 1249 nt
Organism: Papaver somniferum (opium poppy)
Lineage: Eukaryota; Viridiplantae; Streptophyta; Magnoliopsida; Ranunculales; Papaveraceae
Product: NDR1/HIN1-like protein 13
Exons: 1
Coding region: 87-1001 (304 amino acids)
Source: RefSeq, a predicted model, not a curated record
CUCCUUACCCUCUUCCUAUUUUCCCUCCCCCUCCUCCUUAACUUUUCUCUCCUCUUCUUGUUUUCACGACCUCUCCUCAUCUUCUAAUGGAGGAGAGGGUCCCCUCUUUCCCUGAUAUUCAGAAACAAGAAGAAGAAGAACAUCAACAACAACCGCAACAAGGACGUCAACCACAAGUAUCGCCAUUUUCACCGUCACCAUCACCAUCUCCUCAACAACGUCACCACCAAAUAUUAUCACCCUCGCCAAUACCAUCUCCAUCUCCAUCACCACAACAAUUACUUCCACCACCACCCGGCCAAGCAGCAUUCCCUAUCACCACCGGAUCAGGACGUACCUACAUUGUUCAAGUACCUAAAACUCAGAUUUAUCGUGUUCCACCACCGGAGAAUGCUUUAAUUAUCGAACGCCACCUUAAACCUGAAAACCAGGAAAAUCCACGUUGCUCAUUCUUGUUUUGGUUCUUCAUUAUCAUCGGCAUUAUACUUGUGGUGUUGGGUGCGAUUGUUGCCGUUAUAUAUUUCACUGUUAGGCCUCAAGAACCUAUAUAUCUGGUUGAUAAAGUGGUCGUUCAAAAUCAAGAUUCUUCGCCUCAUCGUCCUCAAUAUCACAUCACAUUAAGAAGUAGGAAUCCUAAUGAGCGAAUGGGUAUUUCUUAUCAAGAUGGAGGAAGUGCAACACUCUCCUACAAACAAAGCCAGAUUGCGAAAGGAAAUCCUCCAAGUUUGUACCAAGAUAACAAAGAAACGAAGAACAUUCGAAUAGAUCUUAAGAGUUUGCAUAUUGUCUUGCCCCACGAAGUCUUAAAGAGUAUGAAAGACACGACACCGAAAGCGAACGCAAGAAUUGCUUUAACGUUAACGGUAAAUGUCCCGGUGACAAUGAAAAUCGCGUUUAUCAGAUCAUGGGACCUUGAUAUGGUUAUUACUUGCAAUUUUAGGGUAAGUUCUUUGGAGAAAAAUAUACGUGUAAUAUCUCAGGAAUGUGAUACUAAGCUCUAACAAGUAAGGGUGAUGGUGGUUUUGUGUUGGUGGCAAUGGUAGUAGUGGUGGUGAUAAUGCAUUUAUAUGAAGGUUUUUCAUUACUCUUUUUUACUUUUUUAUUUUUCUCCAUUUCGGAAUUUUGUUAAAUGUUUGUUUUCUUUUGUGAAGUAUAUAGAUCACAAUGCAAGGAGAAAUUAGAUGAGAUCAUUCUAAUCUUUCAAUUCUUGGUCUUCUUGGAAGAUUUUCGGAUUUCAGACUUCAGUAUC